UAUCGACGUGUCGUCAGUGAGGGAAGUUUCCUGGAUUGAAAAGCUUCUGUUUUGAAAGGCGCUGCAUUGAGUGAAAUGUUGGAUCUUUCAUAGAAAUCAUGUCCGUGCUGCAGCGCGUCUGUGGAGCAUCAUGCACUGGAGGAGCCACAUCUCUGGCCUCGCCUUCAGCUUCAUUUUCGUUGUAUCAUAUUUCACCAACAAGUUCGUCCUGUCUGUGUUGAAGUUCACCUUUCCAACUUUAUUUCAAGGAUGGCAGACAUUUAUUGGAGCCAUCCUGCUCCUGCUGUCUGGGAAGCUGGGAUGGGUGGAGAUGAAUCCCAUCCCGAGAGCUGCUGCUCUCUCCUGGCUUCCAGGAUCACUCCUGUUUGUAGGAAACAUAUAUGCAGGUUCCAGGGCCUUAUCACGCAUAGACAUUCCCUUUUUCUUCACGCUUCAGAAUUCCUCUCAUGUAGUUAGCUACAUAAUCGCCUGUGCCUUUCACAGAGAGAAGAAACAGUGGCUUAAAGUCAUCAGCAUUUUCCUCUUGCUGCUGCCGGCCGUCAACCUUCCCCUCUGUGACCCCCAGUUUGACCAAAGUGGCUACCUUUGGGCUCUGCUCCAUCUCUGCUGUGUUGGUGCAUACAGGGUGUUUAAAGUUCAACACAAGUCCACCAAUCUGAGUGACAUUGAACAGCAAUGCAUCAACUACUUAUUCAGCGUGCUCCUGCUGGGUCUGGCUGCUCAUCCAACAGGUGACUUCACGGGUGUCUUGGAGUUCCCCUCUCUGCAUUCCCACUCCUUUCACUGCGGCUGCUGCGCCAGCGCUUUGCUGGGUUUUUUGUUACUGCUUUCCACUGUCAGGUUAAAACGUGGGCUCUCCCUGGAGCACUUCAGGGUUUGGGCUUUUCUAUCGAAGGUUACUGCGGUGUUCCUCUCUCCUUUGGUUUUCUACACAGACAUCAACUCCAUGUCUCUGCUUUGUGUGAUCGUCAGUCAUGUUGGAGAAGCGCUGCUGCUGUAUUCAGACAGAGACUCUCCUCUGUAAAACGAAAGAAAAAAGCUGCACUUCUUACUGAAAGAGAUUGUACUUUUUUCUAUUUCAUGUAUUUUAACAAUCUGAAUAAAGAUCUAUCUAUGUAAAAAAAAAAGUGAAAAAAUUAAAAAUAAUUUUUGGACCCUUUUGACUAUAUUAAUUGAAUUUAAUUAAAUAUCCGGCACAUUUCCAGCGUGUUAAACCUCUUCAUUUUAUUUACAUCAUCUACAAGUACCACAAAGUCUUUACAGUCUUACACCCACCGUGAUAAAAGAAAAUCACGCCAUUUGGUUGUGUUAAAGUGUGUCUCAAUGUUUCCUGAGCCGUAAUGGCAGCAACAUAUCUGCGCUCUGCGCAGCUUAUCUAAACGAAUCUGUAGUAAUGAAUUAGCUCUGCUUCUGGCUUCGCUUUGGGGAGAAUAAAGCGUUAAAGGGCUGCCUUCUUCGUGAACGUCCCUGAGGGCUCUUCUCCUCCUUGAUGUAACCUAGAAGAGAGGUCAAAGAAAGCUCUAAAGGUUACCGUCACCCCUUUUAGUCGGGUUGAAUUCUGUUAAAUAACCAAGAGACAAUGAGAGGAGUGCAGUUUUACUGGCACAGAUCUUCCCCCCCUCCCCCACUUGUUACUUUAAUUAAGCCGUUUUCUCACAAAUACU
Molecule: messenger RNA, 1664 nt
Organism: Cyprinodon tularosa
Lineage: Eukaryota; Metazoa; Chordata; Actinopteri; Cyprinodontiformes; Cyprinodontidae
Gene: slc35d4
Product: transmembrane protein 241
Exons: 15
Coding region: 131-1024 (297 amino acids)
Cellular component (GO): Golgi apparatus
Molecular function (GO): antiporter activity
Source: RefSeq, a predicted model, not a curated record